Messenger RNA from Pelodiscus sinensis (Chinese soft-shelled turtle), 8395 nucleotides. It is a transcript of the gene PANK3, whose product is annotated as pantothenate kinase 3. Gene Ontology annotation, molecular function: ATP binding; pantothenate kinase activity. The record is from RefSeq and is a predicted model, not a curated record. Gene Ontology annotation, biological process: coenzyme A biosynthetic process. Gene Ontology annotation, cellular component: cytosol; nucleus. NCBI's taxonomy places the organism in Eukaryota, Metazoa, Chordata, Testudines, Trionychidae.
AGCCUAGCGCCGCCGCCCCUGCAACGAACGAGCAGCCGAGCGGGCAGCCGUGUCCACCUCGCCCCUGACACCCCCCUCCCGGCCGGGAAAUGAUGCCACCGUCCCCUAGACGAGGCGGGUCCUCCUAACGGAGCCGUGCCCGGCCACCGGGGGCCAGGUCCUUGCCUCUUCCUCCCCCCACCCUGACCGGAGACAUCACUUCCUACCCCUGCGCUCGUGCCUCUUCUCCUAAACUAGACAAACGUGUCGGGUGCUGUUGCUACCCCAGGCCGCCACCAGACGGGCAGACGCCCACUGGCUCGGAACUGCUGCUGCUCUGCUACCCACGAGCCCGACGCUCCGGAUCAGGAGAUCAGAGACCCAGCCCUGACAAACUGCUGACACUUCCCGCCCCGUCAGGAGAUCGAAAGAGACCCACCCCGAGGUACUGCUCCUGCUCCUCGCACCCAUCGAUAUCAAGAGGAAAGCUACCAAGAGCUGCUACAACUGCGAAGAAAUGAAGAUCAAGGAUGCCAAGAAACCAUCUUUUCCGUGGUUUGGAAUGGACAUUGGGGGUACGCUGGUGAAACUUGCAUAUUUCGAACCUAUUGAUAUCACUGCAGAAGAGGAGCAGGAAGAAGUUGAAAGUUUAAAGAGCAUCCGCAAAUAUUUGACUUCUAACAUAGCCUAUGGAUCCACUGGCAUUCGAGAUGUCCACCUUGAAUUGAAAGACUUGACAAUUUUUGGCCGAAGGGGAAACUUGCACUUUAUUCGAUUCCCAACUCAUGACUUGCCUACUUUUAUACAAAUGGGAAGAAACAAAAACUUCUCAACACUACAUACGGUGCUUUGUGCCACUGGAGGUGGGGCUUAUAAGUUUGAAGAAGAUUUUCGCACAAUUGGAAACCUCCAGCUGCACAAAUUGGAUGAACUUGACUGCCUUGUCAAAGGCCUGUUGUAUAUAGAUUCUGUUAGUUUCAAUGGCCAGGCAGAGUGCUAUUACUUCGAAAAUGCCUCAGAACCUGAAAGAUGCCAAAAGAUGCCUUUUAAUCUGGAUGAUCCAUACCCAUUACUGGUUGUAAACAUUGGUUCAGGAGUUAGUAUUUUAGCAGUCCAUUCCAAAGACAGCUAUAAGAGAGUGACUGGAACAAGUUUAGGUGGAGGGACAUUUCUGGGUUUAUGCAGUUUGUUGACUGGCUGUGAAAGUUUUGAAGAAGCUCUUGAAAUGGCAUCCAAAGGGGACAGUACACAUGCUGACAAGCUUGUCCGGGAUAUCUACGGAGGAGACUAUGAGCGUUUUGGCUUGCCAGGAUGGGCGGUAGCAUCUAGUUUUGGGAACAUGAUCUACAAAGAGAAGAGAGAAUCUGUUAGUAAAGAAGACCUGGCUAGAGCUACACUGGUUACAAUCACCAAUAAUAUUGGAUCUAUAGCACGGAUGUGUGCAGUAAAUGAGAAAAUAAACAGAGUUGUCUUUGUUGGCAACUUUUUGCGUGUGAACACUUUGUCAAUGAAGCUUCUUGCAUAUGCACUGGAUUACUGGUCAAAAGGCCAGUUGAAGGCCUUGUUCCUAGAACAUGAGGGUUACUUUGGAGCUGUUGGUGCUCUUCUUGGAUUGCCGAAUUUUAGCUGAAUUACUGGAAGCCACUACACUGAAUUGUUUUCCACCUGGAUGGCAUUAUUACUACAUUGUUUAAGUCAAUGGGAACCAAAGGAAAAAAACAGCAGUUUUGCUGCAGUUCUUAAAUUUAAGUGGUAAACUGCUGGCUAUUACUGUAUUAAGGGAAUGGGAUCUUGCUACGUAAGGCAUUUUUAAGUGAAAUACCUGUCGAUUUUGCCUUAUGAUUUCCAGUGAUUGUAGCCAGUUUUGAACUUCUAAAAUGCAAUACAUCCUCUGAAAAACAAGCUUCCUAAAGAGAGAAUUCCAGCCCUUUUAAGUUUUAAUCUUACAAUAGUGUAGACUUAAACAUGAACCUUUAAUGUUAAGCAAGUAUCUUUUGUAGAUAAUUUGAUGAAAGUGGUUUAUUUUGAUUAGUAUGUUUUAGUCUCGUUUACUGCAUUGUACUAAGCAGAAUUUCCCUUGUACUUUUAAAACAAUUGACCUGUAAACACCGAAGUGCCAUCAACAGAAAGCAAAGCAAUGUAGCAUAGAAGAUUAUUUCUCAGUAUAAAGUGUUACAGUGCUUAAUUAUGUUCCAAUAAUUGCAGAAUUUUUAUAUCUAAUGGGAAAAUAUUUGUUUUUAGCCAAUAAUAUUAAGUGAAAAUACAAAGAAGAGCAGCUACUGCUGCAUUUCCACAUAUUUGUACUCUUGUGAAGCUACACAGUUGUCCAGUUCAUUUGUUGAAGGUAGAUAGGGUAUUUUGGGAAGAUGCUUUUGGAUUUAGAUUCAUGAUUCAAGGAACAGCAAGCUUUUACAAAAGGCAUCUGACAUAACAAAAUUCCAUUACCUUACAUUUUAAAUCCUAAAUAAUUUUGAUUUCAUUCUCCUCCUACUUGUGACACACUCUGGAAAGAUUUCUGAUGGCUAUCUACUCAAAAGAGGCCCAGGACUAAAAUAAUAGUACUACAGUUUAAUUCUGGUUCUUUGUAAAUAAACUUGUACAGAUUUCAUCCCUCCUCUACCAAUUUGAAAAUAUUUAGUCUUUCAUUUAAUUAAUCUUAAAAUAUUUCAGUGCUAAUAAAUUAAUCUCAGACCUUUGAUUAUUUUAAUUUAUCUUGCUUAGAGUUGGAAGUUUGUUUUUGUAGUUCCAGAGUUUGUAUUGCAGAGUCAAAAGGACCAGUGUUUAGUAUACUUGGUUAAAUAAUUCCUAUUAUUGCAAACAGUGACCUUGGGAUAAACUCCAUAUUUUGAAACUAGUCUUUGUUUUGUCGUCAUACUGUACACUCAUACUAUUUUACAGAAUUGACUUUACUGUGUUAAGUAUUGCAGCAGCCAGGAGAUAAAGAUUUUAGGCUAGAGAAUUCAUUUCAGAAGUUAAGCCAACUAUGUGUGCGUCGGUGUAUUAUUUUAAUGUGCCUCAGAAGAAAUACCCAGUUUUGCAGUAAGUUAGUUAAUAUUAAGUGUUUCCUGUGUAUGCAUUUAAAAAAGGCUGUAUCGGACUAGCUCAUUGAUCUGUUUGGAAUUUAAACAUGUUUAAAUGGAUAAGACUCUAAAUCAAGUAAAUGAGUAAGUAUUCCAGAACGUGGAUAUGCUGCAUUACAGCAGCAUCUGAUAUUCUUAGCCAUAUUGCCUUUCCAACUAAUGUGCAAACACAGGACAAAAGAUGAUAGGGAGAGAAUCCCCCUUUGGGGCUUUUUGGGGAGGGAGCAUUAGUUGAACUCCAUUAAGAAGUCCUGAACUACAGUGACUUUUUAAUUGGAGAGGUUGCAAAGAGAAGCCGAUGGCCAUUUAAUUCAACCUAGAGGAGUUUCAACUUCAAAUACAGUUUCAUUGUUACUGAGUGCCUAAGCUUAACUUUCAUUUUGAAGACUUUUAAAUUGAGGGUUCAGUCUGGAAAGAAAUGUAGUUCUAGAAAUGAUACUAUCAUUGAGUGAAGGCAACAUCCAUUUGUGAAGUUAAUAUAGCUUGGGGUAAAGUGUCUUUUUGUAAGUUGCUGUUUUACCAUGAAUCAGUGAAAAAGCUAGUUGUAUAGUUGGUAUUAACAAUCAGUAGUAGGAAGAAGUAAUUUAGACUUGUUUUUUUCUAUGAACUUUUCACAAAGAUUAUUUUUCACACCCCAGAUGCUUGCCUUUUUUGAGGGCUAGAGAUUUAGUACUUCAGCACCAUGUCAUAUAGCUAGGCAAGAAACAUUUUAGUGCUGGUCCAUAUCCAUUGUCAUAGAUUUCUUCUUUCACAUACAUCCUGGAGCAUGAACUUUUGAAGCAAUAUGUAGAAGUAGGUUAUCUAUUGAACCUACUGAAAAUAUUGAAAGUAAAUUUAGCUACAGUCUUUUUUCCAGUUCUGUAGCAAGCCAGUCUGAGAAAUGAUCUUGAUAAAUUCAAGAAAUAUCAAUGUAUUAUAGCUCAUGAUAGAUAUAUUUGGACAUUAACAUGGACAUAUGUUAGGAAUGCAUUCAUAAGUAAUUCUUGAAUAGCUGAAUUACUGUACAUGUAUGCUAUUGAUCUUCCUCCUGAGAAAUUAGAUACCGGUCCUGCCUUUGUAUAUCUCUUGCCUUCAGCUUUGAAAAAGUCUGUUUGGCUUUCUUAGUUUCUUCAGCAUAAUUCAUUUGCUUUUUCCUCUUACCCCAACCCUACAAUUCCUCCAGGAGACUACCAGCAAAGCCUUCUAGCCUUCCGCUGCAUCCACUGAGAUUCAUUCUAAUAGGCGAGGGCAGGCCGGUGGCCAGAGUGUAUUCAGGCAUAGUUGCCAGGGUUCAUUCUUUUUGGGAAAAAAAAUUACAAACCAACCUUUUGUCAUCAGAGUUUCUAAAGAUUGAUUGCAUCUUUAAAGGGGUCGCAGACCAUUUCUACUUGCAGUGAGAGUAUCUUUAAAUUUCUUUAUCUACACCUUUGUAUAUAGUUCAAAGGAAUCUUGCCAGGGCUAAAAGGCUAACUUCCUUUAGAGUGAAUAGCUUAAGUAGAUUCAUUCUACAUACUGCUUCAAAAGUUCAGCGCUUUUACCUUCACAUUUAGCAUUUCUUUGUGUCUCCACUAUUUAGAGCUUAAUAGACAACUCAAAUAAGCUGUCACAUACUAGGCAGAAGAAGUGCAACAACUUUCUUUGUAAGCUUAUGGAUCCUCAUGGCUACAGCUGACUUCUCAAGCAGGGAACAACUUUCUUCAAGAGGUUUUCCCCUUGAAAGAAAAAGGCCAAGCUCAUUCUGAAUGUAGUGUGUGUCAGAUUGAAAGCAUGUGCCUUGAAUUUCUCACAUGGUACCAGUGAUGUUUGUUUUGCUGGUACUGCAACUUGAUGUAAGAGCAUACAUGGUACGAGCAAGAACUUAGCACCCCAAACUGACUACUGUAGUUGUGGACAAGAAUUGUAUCAGUGUUUUUAGACAAACUGCUACAUCUGUCAAGAUGACUGAGCUCUCUGCCCUCUCGUCAUGACAAGCUAGUCUAUUUUUGCUGGGGUGGUUACGCCUACCAGUUUCUCCCCUUCCUCCUUCUCCCUCCCGUUUCAAUUAGUCUAUGCAUUAUGUCAGAGGGUUUAGCAUGUCAUUGUCUCCGCUUAUUUUUAGCCCCACAAAUACAGUACAGGCGAUUUCUAGAUCAGACAUUUCAUUUUGUAUGAAGAUAUCAUGGGCCUGUUGGUAUGGCUGACAAACCUCUACCCGUGCUCAACACCUUUCCAGUUGUGCUUAAGGUAACUGCAUUUUGAAUGUUAAGCAACUCCUUUUUGCCUACAUAUUUUGGACCUUUAAGUUUGACCAAAUCUAGAAUCUUGGCAUUAUGGUUUUUUUAAGUCUUCUUUUACUGAAUCUAAUAGUAUUGCCACUUGUAUAAACAACUUUUCUAUAAAGCAUCAUUCCAUUUAGAAUUUAGGAACUUAAAGACUCUAAACGGAUCAUUUUCCCCCCUUUUAUGCCAUUAAGAGCAUUUGUACUUUCAGAGACAUACAUGCAUCACCAAAACACUUAUGUGGUAUUGAUGCUUCAUAAAAGACCUUAGUGCUAUUUAAACUUCUGGUAUUGAGAGAGUUAAGAGGCCAAACUGUUAACAGUUUUCAAUCUCUAAGGGAGACUUAAGAAAUGCUUGACAAUUCUGGUCCUUCAGUAAUAUUUUUUUGCCUAAGUAUUAGUUUUAUUGAGCAGUCUACGUCUAUUGCAUUCAAGUGAUUGGUAGUAUCAUUCUGUAUAUAGAUGCAAGGUUAUUCCUUGUCUUUUUAGUGUGAUGAGAAUAAACAGCUUUUGUUGGUUUUUUUAUAUAUUCUACCUGAACUAAUGUAGAUAUUCAGUAAAGUUCCAAAAAUGUGGUGGUGUAUUUUUACAAAGCUGGCCCGUUCUGAAUAAUUGGGCAGUAACUUACUUUUAAACAUUAGGAAAUGUAUCUGUGGGAGUUUAACUUUUUGAAAGUAUUUCAAGGUGCUUGCACUUAGAGCAAAGUUGUGCUCUUUAAAGACUAAUAAAUGUCUUGUUAUAUUUAUUCAUCAUAUAAUCUUACUUUCAUGCCUUUACUGUUUUGUAAAUAACUCAUUUAUUGUAUAACCUCUGUAAAUGAUUUGCUGGUAUCGUAAAGAGACUGAUUCGUUUAGUUGGUAACAGAAUUGAAAGCAAGAUGGUCCUGUUACCGAUCACUUCAAGCAAAACAAAGUAUUGAGGUUGAACCAGUGCAGCUAAAUAGGUGUAACCCACUUUCUCCUGCAUCUAAAUUAAUAGGCAAUGAAACUGGCUGUUUAUGUUCAUGUUCACCUAAAACAAAAAUUUCUUUUAUUUCCCACAUCCAUAUAUUUAGAAAACCUGCAAUGUGAAGAGUUGUUGGGAUUUGUUGGUAUUAAGGAAUUUAAACAAAAUAUUGAGGGUAAUACUUAAAUAUUGAUAACCUAGCUGUGUAUUUUACUGUAAUAAAUCAGCAAGAGUGUUUGAUAAAUACAGUUGAAGUUAAAUUUUGAGAUAAAAUUCUUCUUCUCUUCAGGCUAAAGCACAGUAGAUUUUUCAGUUAAUUAAGAAUGGAGUUGGUCAGUUAAUUGUCUGCAAAAACUUAAUCAGGUUUAUGGAAGUUUUUGUUAUGAUAUGGAACUGAUGUGGGAUAUUAAGAUGCCUUCUCACAGUGUGGAGUGGUAAUUCUCCACUUAUAUUCCACAAAACGCUUAAGUGCAUAUUACUAAGCCCUCUUGCUCAGGUAUAUCUGGCUCUUCUUGACAAUAUAGUCAGCAAAAAUUUAAUGGUAUUCUAAAAUUAUAUUGUUAAGAAGACGUGAAGAUAGAGAUCAUAAAAGUCUGCAAACAAGCCUGUUUUCUAAGCUGAGUUUACCUACUGAGGCCUCUGAUAUGUAUAGAACACCGUAUUACUAUAUAAUUGAAUGCCAAAUCCUUCUUGUCUUAGUUGCUAAGUAGUCGGUUGAUUUAAAUGGAAACUACUCUUAGCAAUAAUGAAACAUUUGGUCCCAAAAUUCUUUUUAAAAAUGUCAUUCAGAUAGGGAAAAUAGUAGUGCUACUUUGCAUUUUGCUGCUGGUGCUAAAUCAUUUGAAAAAUUUAGAAUCAAAAUAAGUUGUAAAUAAAAGUAUUUAUGGCAUGGUCCUUUUGACAGACUUGAAAUUUGUCUAUUUGCAAAGAUCUCUCAGCCUUAUAUCGAGCUUCCUUUGUAAUAUAUUUACACUGAAAUUCAUUAGUCAAGAGCCAGGGCUGACUUUGUGCUGCUUUCUGUGAAGCAGAAUGCAUUCAAUUUGUGCAUUUUAUGAUCAAUCACCUUCCAUUUCUAGAAUUUAAGUUUUAAAACUAUUAAAUGUUAAUCUUAUACUUUUCCAUGUUUAGUCAUUGUAGCUUAGAGCAGACACAGUUUUAUUACUGGCUACUGUGGGCAUACUAUGUAUCCUGUGUGAGCACUGUAUUUCAAAAAGUACAGCAUUACUGCAUUUGCCAUUUUUGUUGAAAAUUGUGAAUAUGUAUUUAAAGUUUUUAAAGGUAUACUUGUUCAGUAGUCUUAUCUAGAAAAUAAACUGAAAUCGGGUUUCUGAAUUGUUAAUCUGAAGUAAUAAGUUUAACCUGCUCACAUUUCAGUCUCUUCAGCAAGGAUAUUUAAGAGCUUUGAAAAUACAAAGCCCUGAAGCCAGUUACAUUAGUUUCAGAUUGAACAUUACUACGAAAGAUUCAUUUAAACAGAAUUUUGUAGGGAAUGUGAAAAAAUUUGCAGCACCAAGAGCCUGAAAAUUUGUGGUUUUUGGGUGUCCAGAUUGAGAUGGAACAUAAGCAAAGAGUUAUAUUUUGUAUUUUGAUAGCACUAUCUGUUUUUGUUUCAUUUUAAUCAUAUGUAUUUUAACCCUUAAUUGCUAGGCACUUGCCUUACCAUUUGCAGGCCUUCCCAUGACCAAAUCACACCCUGAGUUUUUAUUUCCUUAGCAAAAGGGAUAUCAAAUCCAUACCCUCCUCACCUUGGUUUGGAGUUUAUUUCAGUUCAGUUGCCUUACUCAAUUGUAUUGUAUUUAUCCUAUGUCUGAGCUUAUUUGUUUACUGUUCUGACACUGAAGAUACGAUGUAAAAAGUAUAAUGUGCUGCAAAUUUGUAUUAAACCUAUUAAAUUAUACCUUUAUGUAAACUGUAAUACAUCUCUUGUAAAUUGUUUAAUUUAUUUUUUCAUUUUAUAGCUGCUCAUUACUGAAUGUACAGAAUAGAUUUAAUGUAAUUAAGUAUUUUCAUUGUGGCCAAAUUGAUUGUGCCUACAAAGUAAUCCAUCCCCAUCAAAACUGUAUAUAAUUCUUUACUGCUUGCCUGAUUGCAUGGAUGAAGUUUGGAUUUAAUUUACAUGUCUGUACUGUAUUGCCAUAAGCCAACUUCAAUAUGA